Hippocampus comes (tiger tail seahorse) is the source of this 2223-nucleotide messenger RNA. Its product is annotated as piggyBac transposable element-derived protein 4-like. The transcript has 5 exons. NCBI's taxonomy places the organism in Eukaryota, Metazoa, Chordata, Actinopteri, Syngnathiformes, Syngnathidae. Bases 325 to 2205 code for a protein of 626 amino acids. The record is from RefSeq and is a predicted model, not a curated record.
UUAGAGAAAGAAAAGAAAGAUGAAGCAUCAAAAUCAGAGGCUGUUGCUUUAAUGCGUUUGUUUGCUGCUUUUCUUACCUUUGCAACGCUGUGCAUCGUCUGUGGGCGCGUCCACGCCACGAGUGGCCUCCGAGUGAAGACUUUCUUGUGUGGCGCAAGUUUCCCCACUGACGGCACUUUUCAAGUCGAGGAGGGACACCAGCUGACAAGCAUGCACAGAAGCAUGUUACGGGGCCAUGAAAGCAGAUGUCAGAAGCACAGUACAGACGGAUGAAGAUCAGCACAUCCACCUUGGUCAACAAACCUAUCCCUAAUCCUGCUAAGAAUGUUCUCCUCACCGCAGGAACCCCAUCUCUGCUGGCACAACAGGCCUCUGUCAAAUUGCGAAUGGCUGACACAGCUACGUGGACCAUCUUCUCUUCUCAGCAUGUUAAGUGUGGAUUACCACGAUGAUACUGAUGAAGAUGUGGACUAUCAGCCACCAAGAGCCACCACCACUGCCCGGCUGCAACGUCCCGCCACCCGGCACUCCUCCACCAUACUCCUUCAGGAAGAGCCAUUGACGUCUUCACCAGCACCAUCGUCUGCAAUUAAACGCAAGAAGACCGUGCAGAAAUCAGCCCACAACAAGCGCCACGUUUCUGAAUCUAAAGAGAGGUGGCACUGCAAGGAGGAGAGUGACAUCAAUCCAAAGCCUCCCCCUUUCACACCUGCCAGAACCCCUGGACCUACGUUUGACACCUCGGCCCAGUGGUCUCCCCUGGCUCUUUUUCAGCUUUUUUUCAGUGCAUCAGUUGUUCGCACAAUUAUCGACAAUACAAAUGCAAAUGCAGAGAAAAAACAGGCGAAGGCAAAGUCAUUCCGCUGGAAAUUGCUCACUGUGCCUGAGUUCUACGUCUUCAUUGCUGUUGUCAUUUUCACUGGCAUUGUCAAAGUCCCUGACAGGGAUGACUACUGGACGAAAAGAUGGCCAUACAACUUCAGCUUCCCGAGAAACGCCAUGAGCAGGGACCGCUUUGAGGCCAUAUUGUGGUCACUGCACCUCAGCGACCCAAAAGACAAUGAUAAAAAGGAGAGUCGAAAAGGUAUACGCUUACACGAUCGGCUGUUCAAAAUCAAGCCGCUUUACACAGACAUUGUUUCAGCAUGCAAAGCUAAUUUUCAACCCCAGAAGAACAUUUCGAUCAAUCAAAGAGUGGUGCCCUCAGCUCGGAUCACCGCCAAACCACAAUGUACAAAUGGCAAAGCCUCGGCACUCGGUUUCAAACUGUUAGUUUUGGCAGACUCGCUUACUGCAUACACGUGGAACUUCUUUGUAUGCUCAGAGAAGACCGUGUCUUCCACCAUUGGUCAAAGUCUGCGUGACCGAACAAUCAUGGACAUUGUGGAUCCGUCCCGGCUGGGAGGGGGCUAUAAACUUUUCGUAAACAAUUUUUACUCCAGUCCCACCCUCUUCCGGGACCUUCAGAAAUUCAACAUUGGAUGUUGUGGCCCCAUCAGAAAGAAUCAAGUCGGUUUUCCCAAGACUACGGAAAAUGAUCUUCCCGCAAAGGCUGAAAAGGGAGACCUGCGAUGGUUGAGGAAGGCUGACCUCCUCUUUGUCAAGUGGAUGGGCCCACAAAAAGUCACCAUGUGCUCUUCGCUCCACGUGGCAUGCAGUGGGCAGACCAUGAAGAGCAAAGUCAAAGUGAAUGGUGGGCGCCAAAUGAAAAGAAUCACCAUUCCUGAUGCCGUCCAGGACUACAAUCGCCAUAAGGGGGGUGUGGAUCUGUCCGGCGAUUACACUGUCCAUCACAAGACCAUAAAGUGGUACAAAACUUUUUUUUUCCAUUUUGUGGAGAUUGCAGUCGUCAAUGCCUUCAUCCUACACAAGGAGCUGAUUGCUCUCCAGAACGAGCCCACAAUGCAAAAGCCACUGACUCAGCAGGUCUUCCGCGAGAGGCUGGCUGCAAGCAUGCUCGAGCUGGAUGGAAAGACGACAGCACCACCGACACCAUCACCACCACCGGCCGCAGGAGCAGAAGCAUCCCAAGUCACCUGCAUGCCCACAUUCUUUCAAGGUAACUGUAGGAAAUACUGCAGGAGGUGUCAUGCUAUGGGUACGACCCGGGUCAAGACAAAAGUGUACUGCAGGAAGUGUGAGGUCCCGCUGUGCUUCACCCAGAAAAAGAACUGCUUUCAGCUUUGGCAUGAUGAACAACAUUGAAAGGACAGGGUGUCCCCC